This is a messenger RNA of Ilex paraguariensis (yerba mate), 234 nucleotides long. NCBI's taxonomy places the organism in Eukaryota, Viridiplantae, Streptophyta, Magnoliopsida, Aquifoliales, Aquifoliaceae. The record is from the annotation of a GenBank genome assembly.
AUGGCUCAGCGGCAGCACGCAGCGGCGAUCAACACAACGGCACACAGCAGUGGCUCACCAAGCUCAGCCCAGUUACUCUCUGCCUCCCGCCCCAAACCCAAUCACUUCCUCUCAAACCUAGUCACUUCCUCUGCCAUGGCUCAUGGCUCAACAAUACCCAUAAACCUUACACUGCUACCCACACCCCUCUCAUUCCUCUGCCAUGGCUCAGCGGCAGCACGCAGCGGCGAUUAA